GAGCGGCGAUCGCGAGAAAAAAAAAAUGCAACCUCCCAAAAUAAAGAGCAAAGAUUGCAUUAGGAGCGAACAGCGCUGCAGAAAUAGAUGGCAGCUUCGUGUCAGUGAGUUUGCAUCCCCCUUCCUGAUCCACGAGCUGGAGUGAUCAGAGCCCUGGAAGGGGAUUGUUACUCCUGUGAAGUCCCCCUUUCCUGGCAGCCGACUGCACUGUGCACGCUGGACGCCUCUCUCCAUCCACCCCACUCAGUCUCUCCUCUCUCACCUCCUCUCGCCCUCGCUCCUGCAUUGAUUUUUUUUCCUCCUUUUUAGUUGACUGAAACAAAACAAAACAAAAGGGCCGCUGGAUGUCUGCCUUCUUGGGGGGUGAGCCAGACAGACUGACAAACAAACAGACCCGGCUGUGUUCGGGGGAGGGUUUCUCCUCCCGUUUUGCCCGGCGGCAGCAGUAUGGACGUGUUGGCUAGUUAUAGUAUAUUCCAGGAGCUACAACUUGUCCACGACACCGGCUACUUCUCAGCUUUGCCAUCCCUGGAGGAGACGUGGCAGCAGACAUGCCUUGAAUUGGAACGCUACCUGCAGACGGAGCCCCGGAGGAUCUCGGAGACCUUCGGGGAGGACUUGGACUGCUUCCUUCACGCUUCCCCUCCGCCGUGCAUCGAGGAGAGCUUCCGACGCCUGGACCCCUUGCUGCUGCCCGUGGAGGCCACCAUCUGCGAGAAGAGCUCAGCCGUGGACAUCCUGCUCUCUCGGGACAAGCUGCUCUCCGAGACCUGCCUCAGCCUCCAGCCGGCCAGCUCCUCCCUGGACAGCUACACCGCCGUCAACCAGGCCCAGCUCAACGCAGUGACCUCAUUAACGCCCCCCUCGUCCCCCGAGCUCAGCCGUCAUCUGGUCAAGACCUCACAGACCCUCUCGGCCGUGGAUGGCACGGUGACGUUGAAACUGGUGGCCAAGAAGGCUGCGCUCAGCUCCGUCAAGGUGGGCGGGGUGGCCACAGCGGCAGCAGCCGUGGCGGUGACGGGGACAGUCAAGAGUGGACAGAGCGACAGCGAGCAAGGAGGGCUAGGGGCUGAGGCAUGCCCCGAAAACAAGAAGAGGGUGCACCGCUGUCAGUUUAACGGGUGCCGGAAAGUUUAUACAAAAAGCUCCCACUUAAAGGCCCACCAGAGGACUCACACAGGUGAGAAGCCUUACAAGUGCUCAUGGGAAGGGUGUGAAUGGCGUUUUGCACGAAGCGAUGAACUCACAAGGCACUACAGGAAACACACAGGUGCAAAGCCCUUCAAAUGCAACCACUGCGACAGGUGUUUUUCCAGGUCUGACCACCUUGCCCUCCAUAUGAAGAGACAUAUCUAAAACCAGAAGGAAGGCUAGAGUUGCCAUGGCACCGGCUGUUGUCUGAAAGAAAUGCCGUGAGGCAGGGGGCUGGACUUCAGGCGAGGAGAAGAUGCCUCGCAGAAGAAAGCCCUCACCUAUACACCUCUGUGUACACACACACACACACAACACACACACACUCACACAAAGACACACGCACAUUCACACACACUGUCAUGCACUCAACUAUAUUUAAAAUAUAUACAUCUAUUCUUUAUGCCUUGCCCUAGCCAGAUGGUAGAAGACGAAGAAGGAAACCGGGUGAACUCAGCAAGGCAGACUGGCUGCUUACUUCAGCACUAUUGGAAUUAUGUCCCGCUGUUGCCAAUGGAAAGCAAAGAAAAUAGAAGUGACGUCUCUGCGGGUGGACGGCAGUAAGAGGGGUUCAUGUAACCCACUUCUCAGUGCAACUUGAUGGGAGAACACAACGUCUUAAAGUUGCAUAUGUGUCGCACUAUUAAUGUUCGUUUUUAAAUAGUUGGGGGAAAUGACCUAGAAAACCAAAUUGCAGUUUGGUAGCCAAAAUGAACGCUUGGUUUAUUUGUCCUUUGUGUGUGAAAAAAAAAGACAAAAAACAAAACAAAGUCCUACUAUCCUGUGCGUCAGACUCCCUCACAGGACUCUUGAUCGGUUUCGGUUCUUCUCAGCACUGUUGAGAUCUUUCCACUCAAUCCCAGCGGCCUUAGCGGCGGCAGACCCUGGAACACCACCUUACACCUUUCUGGCCUGCAUUUCUCUAGACUUCACUCUCCAGGGAGGAGUUUCCUUUUCUUACUUUUUUGACUCUUGCACACCAUAUGCACUAGGGAUUCCGGAAACUUCUAGCAUGACUGCAAAGUGGCCAAGAGAAUAAAGUCCUUGAUGAUAAAUCACAUUAUAUCCCUUGAGCCUCACCUUAUUGCCAGUGCUAGAUUUUUUCUUUUUAAUCUCUGUUUUUUGCUAAUGAAAACUUGAAAAGCUUAUUUGGAAGCUUAAACGUUUUAUCUUUUCUCCAUGGACUAAUCCUCUCCAGGACUCUCUCUCUCUCGGCACCUGGAUGCCCAGCUCUCGAAGCAGCCAAUCAGAUGGGACAUCGCAGUUCCCUCAUCCUCCUUGAGGCCUAAUGACCUCAGCUCGUAGUGAUCAACCACUGUGUCGUGUGUCAUUGCUACCCCAAACCAGUUACAGCAUAGAUGUCGCUUGUCUCUAAAGGCAGCUGCAUAUUCAAACUGACUUUGGGUUAUGACCUGACAAAAAGCCAAAAACCCCACUCUUUCCAGGAGUGGGGAAAAUGGAGGAUGCCUCCCAAGUCCAGGGGCUUCACAAAACAUCACCCUAUCUUCCUCUCUCCUACCCACUAAGCUCAUAGAACCCCACUUGUUAGAAUCCACAUCUCAAAGUGUCAUGGUGGGAAUGAAGGGCUGGCGUCUGUGGAAAGGGUGGCAGUGUUUCUCCUGCGAUGUGGUGAACUGGAGAGGCCUGUGUCUAAAUUGUUUGGCUCGGUCCACCAUGACUUGUGACUCAGAACACUCAGAAUCAACAGAGGCCUCAUAUUUACCUGGCAAGCUGACUCCAAGGGCGUUGCCAUUCCUCACGUUUCAUCCCACACUCACCCAACCCGGUAUCGGUAUCUAUCUACCCGCAUUCUUCGCUAGCUGGCACUGGCCUCAACUCCAAAGACUGCCUUUAGGACCAUUCAAUGGCCUAUGCAAGCAAGCGGGGUGGUUAUUAGGACAGAUUGUAUAUUUUGUAUAUUCUGGUGACCAUCCCUUCAAGAAAAGUCUAGAAAAUGAAAGAUGGCAUUUGGUCCACUCGCGGUUGCUGCUCCUUCAUCCCAGCUGGCUUCCUCUCCUGCCCUCCUUUGACUGUUUGACUCAUUGACUGUUAAAACACCACCCCAUGCAUAUUAGGGAUGCAAAACGGAAGUCUUUAAGAGGAAACCACAAUACAAGAAACACAGACCUGUGUUAUGACAGCCACCUUCACGAUCCUUGGCAUUUGGUUUCUCUACUUUCUGCAACCUUUGGUUUCUCUGAAGUGUUGAAAUGAACUCGCCUGAGGGUAAAGGAGCCUGUUUGCCAUCAAUGCUGUAGCUGCCGAUGGGACACUUGGGGCAUUUUGAGGUCUGGCCCUUUAGAAUUUCCUUUCUCGGUUUUCUUUUGUCAGUUUAGACCAAAAAAA
Messenger RNA from Elephantulus edwardii (Cape elephant shrew), 3537 nucleotides. It is a transcript of the gene KLF7, whose product is annotated as Kruppel-like factor 7 (ubiquitous). NCBI's taxonomy places the organism in Eukaryota, Metazoa, Chordata, Mammalia, Macroscelidea, Macroscelididae. The transcript has 4 exons. The record is from RefSeq and is a predicted model, not a curated record. Bases 448 to 1356 code for a protein of 302 amino acids. Gene Ontology annotation, biological process: regulation of transcription by RNA polymerase II. Gene Ontology annotation, molecular function: DNA-binding transcription factor activity, RNA polymerase II-specific; RNA polymerase II cis-regulatory region sequence-specific DNA binding.